Poecilia latipinna (sailfin molly) is the source of this 2555-nucleotide messenger RNA. It is a transcript of the gene acp5a, whose product is annotated as acid phosphatase 5a, tartrate resistant. Gene Ontology annotation, molecular function: acid phosphatase activity. The transcript has 7 exons. Gene Ontology annotation, biological process: bone resorption. The record is from RefSeq and is a predicted model, not a curated record. Bases 1092 to 2093 code for a protein of 333 amino acids. Lineage: Eukaryota; Metazoa; Chordata; Actinopteri; Cyprinodontiformes; Poeciliidae.
ACACCCCUUGCCUUUUGGCCUUGCAUCCAUUUACUAUUGUUCCAUCCAUUUUCCUUACAUCUAAUAUGCCCAAUAAUCAAUUCAUCCAUCCACAUUCUGAGUCCAUCUAUCCACCCAUCCCUUUCACCAUCUGUCCAUCCAGUAAUAUUUCCUCCUUCUAUUUGUUGCAUCCAUCUUUCCUUCCUUCAUCCAUCUGAUGAAGUGACGAAGCACUCCAGCAUGUGUUUUAGCAUCUCUCCAUGAAACCAUUCAUCUGUCCAGUUAUCCACUCUUUGUAGUUCAUUUCCAGAUUCCAUGUUUAUAUCUUAACCAAAGUAGAAAUAUGUUCAGUAUCCAACAGGAUACAUUUUUAUAUUAUUAAAAUGGGUGUAAGGGGACAGAACUGUGGGAAUUUAGGUCUGACAAAGUCUGACAUGAAAACGUCUCUUAAAUUAAGCCUCAGAAAGACCCUUAAAAUGUUUUAAGUUUGAAAAUGUAUAGCUUUAAAGUGAACCCAUGUCUAACUCCUGGACUUUAACAACUAUGUUUUGUAACAUGAUCAAAGACACAAAAGAGUUUCCAAGACAGACAACUUGACCCAUCCGAUUAUAUAUAACAUGUGCUCCGUUUUCCAUAGAAAAAUCAGGAAGACAGAAACUUGAGGUGGAAGCGAAGCAGGAAAAAAUGUGAUUAAUGCUGAAGUGUUGGAAGUGGAGUCUAGACACGAGCUAUAUUAACCUCCGAGGGCCACACGUGGUACCGAUCAUUGCCUGGUCCCGAGUCAGGCUGUGAACAAGAAUCAUGCCUGUGCCUCUCCUCCUCAAGCCGCUCCUCCUCAAGCCGCUCCUCCAGGAUCGCUGAUAAAAAGCAGAGGAAGGAGGAGAGGAGUGAGGACGCAGUCAGCCAGAUCCCGUCUCCUCACCAUCUUUGAAAAGCAGAAGUAGAGCCUCCUGCACAACCCGCAAGAAUGCAACAAGUGGUUUCCGGAUGGGAAGUCAAUAACAAAACAGUUGUGUUUUCCAGCAGCCAUCGUUCAAAAACACCUCAUGCAGAGGUCACGUCGCAGUAAAACCUGCCGACCAAAUGUCCUGGAGCUCCCAUUGGGUUGCUAGAUGGCAUUUGUUCUUUUAACUCUCCUAUCCGCUGGCAUCGGUGUGACCCUCUGCUAUCCUGCUGAUUUUCAAGACCUGGGAGGAAAUGGCAGAAACAGGACCUCCAUUAGGUUCCUGGUUGUAGGGGACUGGGGCGGACUCCCCACCUCGCCUUAUGUCACGACUGAGCAGACUCUUACAGCUCAGGAAAUGGGCAACGUAGCGGGACAGAUGGGCGCCGACUUUAUUCUGGCGCUUGGUGAUAACUUCUACUUCAAAGGUGUGGACAGUGUGGAUUCCCCACGGUUUCAGGAAACCUUUGAGUCUGUGUACACCUCAAAGUAUCUCAGAGUCCCUUGGUAUGUUGUGGCUGGUAAUCAUGACCAUGCAGGAAACGUCAAAGCUCAGAUCGAGUACUCUCAAAAGUCCGACAGAUGGAAGUUUCCCUCCUAUUACUACGAGCUGAACUUCCGCAUCCCCAACACGGGGAAGACCCUCACCAUCAUCAUGCUCGACACGGUGAUGCUCUGUGGAAACUCCGACGACUUCGCUGACGCGCAGCCCAGAGCCCCCCUGUCUGCGGUGGACGCCAACCGUCAGCUGGUCUGGCUGCAGGACCGGCUGGCCCGGUCCAAGGCAGACUUCCUGUUGGUGGCGGGCCACUAUCCGGUCUGGUCCGUGUCGGAGCACGGCCCCACAAAGUGCUUACUGAAGAAGCUUCGCCCUCUGCUCCUUAAACACAACGUGACCGCGUACCUGUGUGGACACGACCACAAUCUGCAGUACCUUGAAGAGACUGGUGUGGGCUAUGUAGUCAGUGGUGCUGGGAACUUCUUGGAUGAUGACACCAGACACUGGAACCACGUCCCCAAGGACUCUUUGAAGUUUUUCACCGGCAAGUCUUCGACCAAGGGGGGGUUCGUUCAUGCGGAGGUCACAGACAGCAAGCUGUUCCUGACCUACUUCCAGGCCAUAGGCACGUCCCUGUUCCGCACCGUCCUUUCCCAGAGGGAGUUCAUGUAGAUGUCCAACUGAGACGAUCAUUCAUUGUGAAAAGGACUUACCUGUGAUGUCGAAUCGGUGACGCCUGAUUCUUCUUUUAACUUUGCCACAAAAUUUUCAUGUGAAUUUAUUGUAAACUAAAAUGUGUUUCAUAAAGUGUGGCGUCUCUUGUUUCAGGAGCUGUAUAUUCAGGAGCCUUAUAAAAUAAUUUGGUAACGCCAAAUAAUGACAGCAUAUUGGAUUAUUUUUUCCUCUCAUUAGAUGUCGUGCAUGGUAAUGCUAUUCUUUUAACUUGUUCACACAGAAAACUGUUCUGGUUUUGGGUGAAAUUUAACAGCAGAACUCCCUGGAAAACUUUAGAGACAUUUUAUCUUUUUCUUGAUGUCUGUACAUUUUCUUUGCAAUGGAUUUUCUUUCCCAGUGAAAUCAGUUCAAACUUUUUUCUUGACGUGAAGAUAAUUAAGUAAAUGUUUUAUAAAGUUU